Molecule: messenger RNA, 803 nt
Organism: Ictidomys tridecemlineatus (thirteen-lined ground squirrel)
Lineage: Eukaryota; Metazoa; Chordata; Mammalia; Rodentia; Sciuridae
Source: RefSeq, a predicted model, not a curated record
AUUCUCACACAACCACUCAGAAGACGUCAUCAGGCCAGGCAGUGGGGGUAGGCAGCUUUCAUAGAAAGCCUUCUAUGAUGAAGCACCUUAAAAACAGACAGAAACACAAGAUCUCAGAGCCCACUCCACCUUCUUUUGCCCCGGGGAAUAAAAGAAAACAAGGACGAAGAUCCACAAGCCCUCCUAGGAAGAUGCAUUUGCGCCUGCUCCUGUUGGCCUUCUUUCUGCCUCCCAAGGCACAGGCAGGGGAGAUCAUCGGGGGACAAGAAUCCAAGCCCCACUCCCGCCCCUAUAUGGCCUAUCUUCAGUUUGUUGCUCAAGGUGAAAGGACUAUGUGUGGUGGCUUCCUGAUACGAGAAGACUUUGUGUUGACAGCUGCUCACUGCUUGGGAAGGCCAAUGACUGUCACCCUGGGGGCACACAACAUUGAGAAUCUGGAGAAGACCCAGCAGGUCAUCCCAGUGAAAAGAACCAUCCCCCACCCAGACUAUGAUGAUAAUUACUUGUACAACGACAUCAUGUUACUGGAGCUAGAGAAAAAAGCUAAGUUGAAUGCAGCUGUGCAGCCUAUCAAGCUGCCCAGGGGCAAGAACAAGGUGAAGCCUGGGAAGGUGUGUCUUGUGGCUGGCUGGGGGAGAAUGGACAGAAAAGACAAACACCCCAACACGCUGAAAGAGGUGGAACUGAAAGUGCAGAAUGACCAGGUGUGCGAGCACGAGAAAUUAUUAAAAUACAAUAGUACUAUCGAGAUAUGUGCGGGGGAUCCAAAGGAAAACAAAGCUUCCUUUAAGGAAGAGGAAUAA